GUUUGCUACCUAAACACUACACAAGAAGAAGAAGAAGAACAAGCAAGAUAGUAAGACAGAAAGAUUAGUAAUUUUAAGAUAUUGAGUUUUACGUGGUCUUUUUAAAUUUAUAAUUAAGGUCACUUCGGGUCUUAACAUGAUUCCUGUGUUAUCAAAAAGUUCAGUGGGCAUGAGGGAUCCCAAGAGAGUGGAACAGAUAUUGACAUCCAUGAGAAAUGCAGGGCCUAGCACGCUACAGGUAAUCUCAGAUUUUGAUAUGACUCUCACCAGGUUCGCCUACAAUGGCAAACGCUGUCCUACCUCCCAUAAUAUUCUGGACAAUAGCAAACUGAUCAGUGAAGACUGCAAAGCCAAGCUGAAAAACCUUCUGGACACUUACUACCCUAUCGAGAUCGAUUCCACACGCUCAGUGGAAGAGAAGUUACCACUCAUGGUUGAAUGGUGGACUAAAGCUCAUGAGCUCCUUGUGCAGCAGAAAAUCAGUAAGGAUCAUUUGGCUCUAGCUGUGAGAGAGUCUGAAGCCAUGCUGAGGGAUGGAUACCAGCAGUUCUUUGAUGAUCUCCAUCAGACGUCUGUUCCUCUGCUGAUCUUCUCUGCUGGAGUUGGGGAUGUGUUGGAGGAAGUGAUCAGACAAGCGGGUGUGUUUCAUCCUAAUGUUAAAGUCUUCUCCAAUUACAUGGACUUUGAUGAGUCUGGUGUUUUGCGGGCAUUUAAAGGAGAGCUGAUUCACAUCUACAACAAACGGGAAGGAGCUCUGCUCAAUACUGAACACUUCAAGGAACUCCAGAGCCGCUGUAAUGUCCUCCUGCUCGGAGACUCUCUUGGGGAUCUCAACAUGGCUGAUGGAGUCAUGAACUUACAAAAUGUCCUGAAGAUCGGAUACCUCAAUGAUAAGGUGGAUGAGAGGAGACAGUCAUACUUAAACUCAUAUGAUAUCAUCUUGGAGAAAGAUGAAACCAUGGAUGUUCCUAAUGCCAUCUUACAAUACAUCUUAGGACAAUGAACUUAGACCUCAGAUCUCCAAGACAAGGACAGAAUCAGUAAUUUUCUUUUCUGUGGGUUGGAAUAUUAUUCUGUUGUUUUUCUACCGUGACAACUUCUGCAUGUUCAUUUUCCACCAUUAUCUAGAUUACUGUAUUACUGUAUUAUUCUAUCUGCACACAGUCGAGAAGGACCUCAAAGGCACCAACUUGGUAUCUCCAGUUUAGAUCCGUUAAUCAGGGAUUAUGGUUCUGCUCAUCUUUCUCUCACUGAAGGUCACAAAGUAAAGAAGUAUUUUAGUGGAGGUGUCAUGAUGUUAACUGUGUAUUUAAUAAGUCAGUACAUUAUAUGAAGGGCAAUCUGUUUGUCUCUAGCCAAAAUGCAUUUAAUGAGAUGUCUUGUUUUAAAAAUGGACAAGUAAAAGAAUAGAACUAAAAGGUUUAGUCCUAAGAAAUAAUUUUUGAAAAAGUUCUUAAGUAAAAAGGUUUUCUUAGACCAGAUGUUAAACUUACAUUAGUCAGAGCAACUAAUUUGUAUAGAUUGUUGCUAUAGAGUUAUUUUACAGGUUUCAGAGAAAGAGCAUGAAGUAAGCUAGAAUUUGUUACAUUGAGAUAUGUUUGACUUGUUUUAAUGUUUCUCCCAUUAAAAAAAAAACAACAACACACAUUUUAUUUCACUUUAGUAGUUCUGUUAGGCCCAUCAUGGUUAUUCUAAAUCCAAGACUUUUUUUUUUUCUAUUUUAUGUCAGCUGUCAUGCAGGUGUCAUGCAGUAGGUCUCAAUUUCAUAUUUGAACCGCUCAAAUGUGUGUGUGCACAAGAACCAGUGAGCUCAGCUCUGGGCUGUGUCUUGCUUUGGACUUGACUGACAGCAUUCUGGCAUUCGGACAACACAAGCCUAAUACUUUCUAACCCUAUCUCCGUUUUCCUGUAUGUUGUAAAUUGUACUUAUAUAAAAUACAAGAUGUGAUAUCAGCAGA
Molecule: messenger RNA, 1958 nt
Organism: Labeo rohita (rohu)
Lineage: Eukaryota; Metazoa; Chordata; Actinopteri; Cypriniformes; Cyprinidae
Product: cytosolic 5'-nucleotidase 3-like
Exons: 9
Coding region: 137-1003 (288 amino acids)
Cellular component (GO): cytoplasm
Molecular function (GO): 5'-nucleotidase activity; magnesium ion binding
Source: RefSeq, a predicted model, not a curated record